GAUUUUCCUGGCGCCUUUACCAUCAGCACUGGGGCCCAACAUCUCUGUGGGCUUGAGCAGGCCUCAGGCCGGGUGUAUUGCUGGGGCUCCGGAGAUUAUGGCCAGCUCGGGGACAACCUCGCCAGGUCCAGUGAGAUCCCAGUGCGAGUGCAGAGCUUGGCGCCAGCGGUGGCUGUGACAGCUGGCGGCCUUCAUUCCUGCGCUGUAGAGGAGGACGGCGGUGCCAAAUGCUGGGGCAAGGGCGAAGACGGGCAGCUCGGCUUUGGUGGCCGCAGCCGUCGCUGGGAAGCGCGCCCCGUGGCAAGGCUCGGUCCUGCCGCCGACAUCCGCGCCGGUGGCUCCCACACCUGUGCCCUGGAGAUGUCUGGCAUCGUCCGUUGCUGGGGUUGGGGCGAGUUUGGGCAGCUGGGAGACGGACGAGCGCGGGAUAGCCUGUAUCCGGUGCGUGUUGCUCAAAUCGAACGGGCCGAUGCCAUCUGCUCUGGUGCUCUCCACAGUUGCGCCGUAGAAAGCGGACGGGUGAAAUGUUGGGGUUGGGGUGAGCGUGGGCAGCUCGGCAUGUUCAACGGAACCCGGCGUUCGGAGAAUUCCGCCGUGCCCGUGACUGUAGAGGGGCUCGAGGAUGCCACGGAGGUAGCAUGCGGCUACCAGCAUGCCUGUGCUCUACAUGGACCAGACAACAAUCAGACAACGACCUGCUGGGGAGAGGGAGUUGACCUGCAGCUGCAGAGACACGACGAGAUCUGGACAAAGACAGCACGCCGUGUCAUGCGCCUCGACGAGAUUCUUCAGUUCAGUGGGCCCCUCCCGACGGCUCCUAUGAAGUCUGUAUGGUGA
This is a messenger RNA of Symbiodinium sp. CCMP2456, 837 nucleotides long. NCBI's taxonomy places the organism in Eukaryota, Dinophyceae, Suessiales, Symbiodiniaceae. The record is from the annotation of a GenBank genome assembly.